Messenger RNA from Puntigrus tetrazona (Sumatra barb), 720 nucleotides. Its product is annotated as liprin-alpha-4-like. Gene Ontology annotation, cellular component: presynaptic active zone. Gene Ontology annotation, biological process: synapse organization. Bases 1 to 720 code for a protein of 239 amino acids. The transcript has 5 exons. The record is from RefSeq and is a predicted model, not a curated record. NCBI's taxonomy places the organism in Eukaryota, Metazoa, Chordata, Actinopteri, Cypriniformes, Cyprinidae.
AUGCAGGAGGCUGAGCUGCCAGAUGAGUUGGGAAGAAAAAUUCUUCUUCAGUAUACAGAUGGACUCAGUAGCGCUAAACGCAGGCUCUCAAUCUUACACUGUUUGUGUUCACUGAAGAGGAACGAGAGGCUUCCCAAUGGCUCCAUCGAUGCCCAUGACGACACCAGCAGGUGUCUGGAGCUGCAGGAACUCCUGGAUAAGGCCAAUAAGGAGCUGACCCAGAACAGAGAUAGGAUCAGCGGCCUGACCAAUCGAAUGUCUGAGCUUGAGACGGAACUGGCUACCGCCCGCAAAGACCUACUGAAGAGCGAGGAGCUGAGCGCCAAGCACCAGAGGGACAUACGCGAGGCGAUGGCACAGAAGGAGGACAUGGAGGAGAGAAUCACAACAUUAGAAAAGCGUUACCUUGCUGCCCAGAGAGAAACCACCUCAAUCCAUGACCUGAACGACAAGCUAGAGAACGAGCUGGCCACCAAGGACUCACUUUACCGACAGAGCGAGGAGAAGGUGAGACACCUCCAAGAAUUGCUGGAGUUGGCAGAACAACGGCUACAGCAGACCAUGAGGAAAGCAGAGACUCUGCCCGAGGUGGAGGCUGAACUGGCCCAGAGAGUNAAAAAAAAACGAGAGAGCCAGUUCAUACGAUUAUUUUCUGUCAGGAAAAUGCCCUCUGAGAUGGUGAUGAAACAAAACGAUAACUUAAAGAAGGGCGGAAACUGA